GUCAAGGACCUGGCCUUUGUCGACCCCGAUGACUGCACCCCCCUGCAGACCGUCACUCGCUUCUACCGCCGCCCGCUCCACUGCGUCUUCAACGACACACGCCUCGACACACUGCUUGAGGAGUUCAAGAAGGGAAAGUCCCACCUGGCCAUCGUGCAGCGGGUGAACAAUGAAGGGGAAGGAGACCCAUUCUACGAGGUGAUGGGCAUUGUCACCCUGGAGGAUGUCAUUGAGGAGAUCAUCAAAUCCGAGAUCCUGGAUGAGACGGAUCUGUACACGGACAAUCGGAAGAAGGAGCGGGUGCCCCACAGGGGACGCAAGCCUCAGGACUUCUCCAUCUUCAGGCUCUCAGACAGCGAGAUGAAGGUGAAGAUCUCCCCACAGCUUCUCCUGGCUACACAUCGGUUCAUGGCAACAGAAGUGGAGCCUUUCAAGUCCCCCUACCUCUCCGAGAAGAUCCUGCUGCGGCUCCUGAAACACCCCAAUGUCAUCCAGGAGCUCAAGUACGACCAAAAGAACAAGAAGGCAGUGGAGCAUUACCUCUACCAGCGCAACCGCCCUGUUGACUACUUCAUCCUCAUCCUGCAGGGGAAAGUGGAGGUGGAGGUUGGCAAGGAAGGGCUGCGGUUUGAGAAUGGGGCAUUCACCUACUAUGGGGUCCCUGCCAUCAUGGCUGUUGUCUCCUCAGAUAACGACGUGAGGAAAGUGGGCAGCCUGGCUGGAUCCUCCUUCCUACUGAACAGGUCACCGUCGCGGUGCAGCGGGCUCAACCGCUCCGAGUCCCCCAGCCGGGAGCACAACGACUACGGGGGUAGCACCACGCAGCUCCACAGCAGCAGCAACAACAUCUACACACCUGACUACUCUGUGCACAUCCUCUGUGAUGUGCAGUUUGUCAAGGUCACCCGGCAGCAGUACCACAACGCACUGGUGGCCAGCCGCAUGGACAGCUCGCCCCAGUCCCCCGACAUGGAGGCCUUUGACAGGGAUUCAACCAAGGCCUCGACCACACGGGGAACCCCACAAACGCCUAAAGAGGACCCCACCACCCUCCUGAAUGAGAGGAACAGCGUCAUGUGCAGCCGCUCCGAGGGGCUGCGCAGUCCCAGCGAGUCGGUGUUCCUGCGCAUGGAGGGUAUCCCAUUCAUCCAGGAGGAGCUGGCCGACAACGAGGAGAACAGCAAGCGGCAGAGUGGGCACAAGCAGCGGCCAUCGCUGGAGGGUGAGAAGACGCCAGAUGAGAGCUCCAAUCUCGCCCCAUUAAUCACCUGA
This is a messenger RNA of Cariama cristata (Red-legged seriema), 1272 nucleotides long. RefSeq names its product cyclin and CBS domain divalent metal cation transport mediator 1 (gene CNNM1). The annotation marks the transcript as partial. NCBI's taxonomy places the organism in Eukaryota, Metazoa, Chordata, Aves, Cariamiformes, Cariamidae. The record is from RefSeq and is a predicted model, not a curated record. Gene Ontology annotation, biological process: transport; magnesium ion homeostasis. Gene Ontology annotation, cellular component: plasma membrane. Gene Ontology annotation, molecular function: transmembrane transporter activity. The transcript has 10 exons.